AACGGAAAUGAGUCAUGAGAGAUUGGACAAAGAAGAAUAUUGUUCAUAAAACUUGAUCAUAUGCACCGAAAGUACGCAAAACAAGAUUGGUGAAAGAAGAAGUCUGUUCAUAAAACUUAUGCAUUGAAAGUACGGAAAACGAGAUGGCAAGUUUCCUCUGUGAUUUGGUGAAGAAAUAUGUGGAGAAAUUGAUUGAUGGCGCAAUAGCAGAAGCACGUUAUGUAUUUUGCUUCACAUGCAUUGUUAAGAAAUUUGAAGAAGAAAGAACUACGUUGGAACCACAAAGGAUAACUAUCGAGCAACGUGUCAAAGAUGCAAGAGAAAGAGAUAAAGAUAUUCAAGCUAUAGUUAGUUCUUGGGAAAAAGAUAUUGAUGAGCUCAAUCAAGUGGACACAAAAACAAAACAAACAUGUUUUUUUGGAUUUUGUCCUAAUUGUAUCUGGCGAUAUAAAAAGGGAAAGGAGUUAUCAAAUAACUUGGAGAAGAUCAAACAACUAAAGGGAGAGAAAUUUGAAAAUAUUGAACUUCCUCGCCCUGUUCCAGGUGUUGAACGCUAUUCAUCCAAAGAUUACAUUUCUUUUGAAAGUAGAGAGUCAAAAUACAAAGAACUGUUGGAUGCAUUAAAAGAUGACAAUAACUAUAUAACCGGAUUGCAAGGGAUGGGGGGCACUGGAAAGACAACAAUGGCCAAAGAAGUGGGUAAAGAGCUAAAGCAAUCUGAAAUAUUUGCUUAUGUCGUUGAUACGACCGUGUCAUUUACUCCUGAUAUAAAAAAAAUUCAAGAUGAUAUUGCUGGAUCUUUAAGACUGGAAUGGGGGGGUUGUAAUGAACCAGACCGACCCAAAAAACUAUGGAGUAGAUUAACAAAUGGUGACAAAAUUCUUGUGAUACUGGAUGAUGUGUGGGAUCGAGGCCCACCUCUUGAUUUUGAUGCAAUAGGAAUUCCAAAACAAGACACACACAAAGGUUGUAGAGUUCUUGUAACCUCGCGUAAUCAAGAAACUUUCAACAACAUGGAUUGUGAUAAGAUAAUUGAAUUGGGUCUUUUAUCAGAAGAAGAAGCAUGGAUCAUGUUCAAAAUGUAUGCCAAGAUAAGUGAUAGCACCUCUCAAAAAUUGAUCGAUAAGGGACGUAAAAUUGCAAAGGAAUGCAAACGAUUACCUGUUGCAAUUUCAGUUAUCGCCAGUAGCUUAAAGGGCCACCAACAUCGAGAGCACAAAUGGGAUGUGACAUUGAAAUCCUUGAAGAAGCCUGUAUCCAUGCAUGGUGUUGAUGAUGAUAAGGUUGGAAUUUAUAACUGUUUGAAGAUUAGCUAUGAUAAUUUGAAGGAUGAAAAAGCCAAGGGGUUGUUUCUCUUAUGUUCGGUUUUCCGAGAAGAUGAAGAAAAUUCUAUUGAAGUUAUAACAAGACUUUGCAUAGGUGUGGGCCUUUUGGGGGAAGAGUAUGGUAGCUACGAUGAUGCUCGAAACCUAGUAGUUCUAGCCAAAGACAAGCUCGUAGAUUCUUGUUUGUUGUUGGAGGACGGUGAAAAACGUCUAAAACUGCAUGAUUUGGUCCGUGAAGCAGCUCAAUGGAUAGCGAACAAAGAGAUUCAAUGUGUAAAAUUGUUUGAUAAAAAUGAGAAGUCAUCGGUUGAAAAGCAAACAAAUAUCAAAUAUUUAUUAUGUGAAGGGAAGUGCUUGGAUAUUUUUAACUUAAAGUUUGAUGGUUCCAAACUUGAGGCAUUAAUUAUCAAGGCGGAUACCGACCGCGGAUGUACAGAAGUUCCAAAGUCUUUUUUUGAAAAUGUUAUCAAGCUUCGUGUUUUGAAUUUUUCUGGCAAUUAUUAUGACUCACCUUUAUCAUUACCAGAUUCAAUUCGGUCAUUGACCAAUAUUCGAUCUAUGUUGGUUGAUAAAGUGGAUUUAGGUGACAUCUCUAUUUUGGGAAACCUACAAAGUCUGGAAACUCUUGAUUUGGUUGAAUGCACAAUCAAAGACUUGCCAGAUCAAAUUACAAAACUGAGGAAGUUUAAAUUGUUGAAGUUGGAACAUUGUGAAAUUAGAAUGAAUAAUCCAUUUGAAGUUAUUGAAAGAUGCUCAUCACUUGAAGAGUUGUAUUUCGAAUAUAGUUUCAAUGAUUUUUGUCAGGAAAUAACCUUACCUGAGUUGCAAAGAUAUCAUAUCAGGAAUGAUUGGAAAGCCUUCUAUUCAAACAAAACCAAUUUAUCCAAAUAUGUUGUGUUUUGUGGCAAUCAAAAGUGUCAAUUUUCAGAAGAAACACUCAAGUACUGCAUGCAAACAGCAGAGGCUCUUUCUCUAGAAAGAAUUAAGGGGGAAUGGAGAAAUCUCAUGCCUGAGAUUGUUCCUUUAGAACACGGUAAGAAUGAUCUUGUUGAACUUCAUUUGAAUGGGAUUUCACAACUACGGUGCCUCAUUGACACCAUUGGUUCUCAUGUACCGAUCUUGUCCAACUUGGUUGUACUAGAACUGGAAAACAUGGAAAAUUUGGAACAACUAUUCAAUGGUAAGCUAAACCUCUGCAAUCUAAAGAGAAUCACACUUGAGAAUUGCCCUAUGUUAAUUUCUAUACUAUCUUUCCUCUCUGCUCAAGAUCUUCCAGUACUAGAAGCUAUCAGAAUAACAAAAUGUUAUGGAUUGAAAUAUGUGUUUGGUCAAUCCCAACAUGUUGAACUGGUUUCACUAACUGAAUUGAAGCUCUCUGAAUUACCAAACUUCAUUGGUAUUUUUGAAGAAUGUGUGAAGGGAUCAUCAUCCACUUCCAAAGCACAAAUACAAUUGGAUCCUAUGCAUGAUAGGGAUCAACCGCAUGACUGCUCAGUGGCAUCGGAAUCAAAUUCAUAUGGCCUUAACAUAUGGGAACGUCUUCAAAUACAAUCAAACAUCCUCUGCAAUAUUAAAGUGAUUGUGCUGACUCAUUUUCCGAAGAUGAAAUCAGUAUUUAUCCUAUCUAUUGAUCUAAUAAUGCAGUUGGAAAUUUUGAGAAUUGAGAACUGUGAUGAACUGAAGCACAUAAUAAUAGAUACUGGAUAUCAUAACAUUGGUGGCAACAUCUGUGUCAAUGUCUUCCCAAAAUUGAAAAAGCUCUCUGUUAAAAAGUGUGCUCAAUUGGAAUACAUAUUUGGACAUGACACUAGUGAUCGCCAUGAAUUGAGUGGGAACGUUGAUCAUUUUCUCACUUUGGAAAUCCUUGAGUUAUGCAAUUCCAAUGUAGAACAUAUAUUUUCCCUGAAUGAAAUUGAUGAACAGCAACUGGACUUAGCUUUGCGAUACAUUAUCUUGAUUGAUCUGCCUAUGAUGACUUGUCUUUUUGUGGGUCCCAAAUAUUCAUUUUCCCUCAAAAACCUUAAAGACAUAACAAUCAUGCGAUGUGACAAAUUGAAAAUUGCAUUCUCCACUUCCAUUUUAAGAUUUCUACCACAGUUGCUUUCUUUAACAAUAGAAGAAUGCAAAGAGUUGGAACAUAUUAUUGAAGAUGAUUUGGAGAAUAAAACUAAUUCAAAUUCCUUGUCUUCAACAACAUGCUUCCCAAACCUAGACUUACUUAUUAUAAAGUGCAACAAGUUGAAAUUUGUUUUCUCCUCUACUUCCAUGUUAAGAUUUCUACCACAGUUGAGUUCUGUAACAAUAGUAGAAUGCAAAGAGUUGGAACAUAUUAUUGAAGAUGAUUUGGAGAAUAAAACUAAUUCAAAUUCCUUGUCUUCAACAACAUGCUUCCCAAACCUAGACUUACUUAUUAUAAAGUGCAACAAGUUGAAAUUUGUUUUCUCCUCUACUUCCAUGUUAAGAUUUCUACCACAGUUGAGUUCUGUAACAAUAGUAGAAUGCAAAGAGUUGGAACAUAUUAUUGAAGAUGAUUUGGAGAAUAAAACUAAUUCAAAUUCCUUGUCUUCAACAACAUGCUUCCCAAAGCUAGAAGUACUUGUUGUUAGUAAUUGCGACAAGUUGAAAUUUGUUUUCUCUACUUCCAUGUUAAGAUUUCUACCACAGUUGCGUCGUUUAAGAAUAGAAGAAUGCAAAGAGUUGGAACAUAUUAUUGAAGAUGAUUUGGAGAAUAAAACUAAUUCAAAUUUCUUGUCUUCAACAACAUGCUUCCCAAAGCUAGACGAACUUCAGCUUCCGAAGUUAAAUGUUCUGUUGAUAACAGAAGCAAAUGAGUUAGAAGAAAUAUUCAAAAGUGCAGAUGAUCAGAAUGUUCAUAUUUCAAAUUUAAAUGUUUUAGUAUUUGAUAUGCUGCCAAGCCUCUGUUGUGCUCAGGGAAAUCAAUUCCAGGCUGUAAAAAAUCGCUUCGUGCGGGAUUGUCAACAAAUCAAACUGACUUCAGCAUCAACAACCAACACCUUCAUAGAAAUUGAAAAGAUACGUUACAUCAUAGAUUUUGAUUUGUAUAAGAAAGUGGGAGAUCUAUUUAAACAACAACGAAGUGCAGAAUCCACCAAAGAUUUUGAUACCGAGUCGAAGUUAGCAAGUGUUGAAAUUGUUGAAAAUGCUGGGAUUGAACAACUGCCAAGUGCAAAAAUCACUGAAGAUUUUGAACUACCAGUUGAUCAAGGGGAUCCUUCUCAAAAAGUAGAAGAUUUAGCAAUACUACCAACAAAAUCAGGAAUUCAAAUGAAACAAUUACCAGAGACAGAGCAUGAAUUUGUUGAAAAUGUUCCAGAUUUAGCAAUACUACCAACAAAAUCAGGAGAGUUGCAGAAUGAACAAUCACUUGGAGAAACUGAUACUACAGUCCAAUCUUCUCAAGGUAUUGAGAUAGAAGGAACUUCUAAGACUAAUAAUGAUCAAGGUAAACAUUUUUUGGUUUUUGAAGAGAAAGCGUAUCUUGUUGGUGUUGAGCAGCAGAUUCAUCUUCCUCUCGCGCCUCAGUCCCGGCAAUGCCGCCACUGCUUCAUCUUCUCCAAGCUGGUAGCAGCGUGUAUACUUGCCGUUUACUUGGCUUUACUUUAUGAAAUAUAUGUUUCAGAUUGGCACUUCACUGUCCAUAAUCCAUACAACAUGUAUAAAGGCACAACUUUCACUGUAACCUGUGGUGUUAGAGAUAAACUUGACGCUCCUUGUAAUGUGGGAUAUAUUGACGGAGAGUUGUACACACUAAGCUAUGUUUGCGUAACAUCUGGUGCUGCGACAUUAGUUUUUUCAGCCUUCGAUGUGAUGGGUGACUUAAAUGAUACUCUUGAGCAAGCAUUUGGUGAAGAGUUCAAUUUUUAUGUUUUAGUUAGGUUAUGGGAGCAUUCCUAUGACGGAUUUGUUCCCUCUCUAAAUUUGAUUUUUCUAGUAGUGAAUGGCGAUGCUUUGAUGAAAGUAAACUCAUAUGUUGAGGAACAAUUUUCUAAGGAUGAUGAAAUAAUAGUUUCCAAAUCUGAACCAUCUCCGAGGAUCACAUCUCCUGUUGCAUCUAAAGGGGAUCCUUCUCAAAAAUUAGAAGAUUUAGCAAUACUACCAACAAAUUCAAAAGAGUUGCUGAAUGAACAAUCACUUAGAGAAACUGAUACUAUCAUCAAACCUUCUCAAGUAAAUAAUUUGGAUGGAUCAACAUCAGAAAAAACAGCAGUUGCAACUAUGUCCACCAUUUCAGGAACAAAGAAUGAGCCACCUAUACAAGUGGUUGCUUCUAAACAAAAGGGACUGCAGGGUAUUGAGGUUGAGAUAGAAGGAGUUUCCAAGACUAAUAAUGAUCAAGUUUCUCCAAAUGGCGAUGCUUUCAUGAAAGUAAACUCAAAUGUUGAGGAACAGUUUUCUAAGGAUGAUAAAAUAAUAGUGUCCAAAUGUAAACCCUCCUCUCCUAGCAUCACAUCUCCUAUUGCAUCUCAGUUCCCUUCAAUGCCUUCUAAAGGUGACCCUUCUCUUGUCAAGAGGGAGCUUGAGGAAUUGGUCUCCAACAAUCAUUUGGAUUACGAGAACUUGUCUUUGUUAACUGAUUUUCUUGUUGAGAAUCCUUCCGUUCGUUUAAAGGACACUUCACUUCGUUAUAGAUACAAGGGUUGCGCUUACAACUUACUUGCCGAGCUAUUGAAGUUCCUUGAAACCCAUAGUUUGUUGGAAGUAUCGGGCUCAUGCCACUCUGAAUUUGUGGAGUUAUUACAAGAUGCGCGCAACUUUGCUUUUGAUAAGGAAUGGUUGGCUGGUGUCGAGAGGCGUGCUUUAUUUCCUGAAAUACAAGUAUCUCCAGAUGCUUUGGAAAAAUUAUUGGAUUUCAAGAAACAGGUUACCAAGGAUGUUGAAGACUUGCGUUUGAAGAUAGAUAUUUUAAGUCAAGUUGCGGAAGAUCUUAAGCAUCAAUUGACAUCCUCUGAAGCUGUUUUGGAGAGUAUCAUUCAACAAGAGGCAGUUUUAAGUGCCCCUAUUGGUUAUUAGACUAUAUUUUCAUUGCUAAUUUGCUAUGCUUUUUAUUGUGUGUGUUUUUUAUUGUCCUUCAAUAUUGUUUAUUCCUUGAGUGUAAGGUUUCGUCAUUUCUCAUAUGAAAUGAACUUAUAUGAACCGUCUUAUUAAGUUUGUGUUGGGUGGAUUCACUCCUCAAGUGGAAUCCACACAAAUUAUAUUAAAUGAAAAGACAAAAAAAAGUGAAAGAGAAAGAGAAAAAAAGAGGGAAAAAAAAAGGAGAAAAAGAGAAAGAAAAAAAGAAAAGAAAAAAGGUGUAUUUGUGUUUUAAUAGGCCAUUUGUGUUGUUAAUUGGUUUCUACUUUUCUUGAGUAUUGUUGUUCCUAUUGUGUACUCAUUAUUAUUCAUAGUGGAAGAUUUAUCUGGCUUUGGUCCCGUGGUUUUUUAUUCUCUCACAUUGAGAGGAUUUUCCACGUAAAA
Trifolium pratense (red clover) is the source of this 6800-nucleotide messenger RNA. RefSeq lists its product as uncharacterized. The record is from RefSeq and is a predicted model, not a curated record. NCBI's taxonomy places the organism in Eukaryota, Viridiplantae, Streptophyta, Magnoliopsida, Fabales, Fabaceae. Gene Ontology annotation, molecular function: ADP binding. The transcript has 24 exons. Bases 144 to 6356 code for a protein of 2070 amino acids.